AUGCAUAACAAAGGAGAAGAACUGACAUGGGGAGCUUUCAGACAGAAGUUCUUAGACAAAUACUUUCUAGGAAGUUGUAGAGCAGAGAAAGAAGUUCAAUUCCUCAGGUUGCAUCAUAGUAACAUGAGUGUCAUUGAGUAUGUUGCGAAGUUUGAAUCCUUAGCAAAGUACUCCCGUUUCUUCAACAAUGUGGUUGAUGAAGACUAUAAGUGUGAACCGUUUGAGAGCCUUCUUUGCUAUGACAUCAAAGAGGUUGUUGCCUCAUAUGAGACCCGACAAUAUAAAGCUUUGGUGGAGAAGUGUAAGAAGGUGGAGAACCUUAAGCAUAGUCGUCCAAGCAGGGAUUUUGUAGGGGGACCUCGAGGCACCAGGGAAAUAACUACUCACCGAACAAGGGCAGACAACAAGGGCCUUAUCCACGACCACAAGGAAAUGGAGGAGGGACACAAAUCAUUUGAUUGCCCAACCAAGAAAAUAUAUUGCUACAUAUGUCAGAAGCCAGACCAUCUUACUAAUAAUUUCCCAGAUAGAAACAAGAAUAAUCCCAAGAACAACAAUAACAACAACCAAGUUGGACGUCCGACGGCUCAAGGACGUGUGUACCACAUUGGCGGAGAAGGGGAGAAAGACCAUUCAGAGCUGAUAAAUGGUGAGCGUGAAAUUUAUGGCAAAGUUUUUCCAAUAUUAUUUGAUUCUAGAGAUACUCAUUCUUUUAUCUCUUGGGAGAGUGUGAAUUCCUUACAACUUCCUGUGACACAUUUACCUUUUAAUUUGGUGGUCAUGAUAUCAUCCUCCGAACAUGUGACUCUUAGUGAGGCUUGCCUACAAUGUCCAUUGACUAUCUUGAACAUGAAGUUCAAGGUCGAUCUGAUUUGUAUUACUCUUAAGCAUCUUGGAGUUAUUCUUGGAAUGGACUGGUUGACCAAUAAUUAUAUUCUUUUAGAUUGUGCUCGCAGGUCAGUAAUAUUGCCAGACUUAGGUGUCACUCGGUUCCUCGAAGCUAAUCGAUUGAAGUUUUCCUUGCAUGAAGAUGUUCAGAAGUAUGUGUUUUUAAAUUCUAUCAGCAUGAGCCCAGAAGUCGAUGUUAUUGUCAUUCCAGUGGUGAGAGACUUCUCAGAGGUGUUUCCAGCAGAUGUACCAGGUUUACCACAAAUUUGUGACGUUGAAUUCUCUAUUGAUAUCACUCAUGGAACAUGA
This is a messenger RNA of Lathyrus oleraceus (garden pea), 1197 nucleotides long. RefSeq lists its product as uncharacterized. Bases 1 to 1197 code for a protein of 398 amino acids. The transcript has 2 exons. The record is from RefSeq and is a predicted model, not a curated record. Lineage: Eukaryota; Viridiplantae; Streptophyta; Magnoliopsida; Fabales; Fabaceae.